UUUCCAGACUGCGGGAGGCGGACCAGCUGAGCGUCCGGGUCUCACUCUGCAGACUCUGGGAUCCGCAGUCAGUCCGGCAGGAACCAUGCUCUCCGCGGUCUCCUGGUUCUCCUGGGGAGAACGCAGCCAGCAGCGCUUCUGGACGAAGGAAGCCCAGAAAUCCCACGGCACGCGAACGCAGCACGGGGUCCAGCUGUGGGAGCCCGGGUACCAGAUCCGGGACCUGAGGGGGGGUCCGCAGCUGCUGGCCUUCACCAGGACCGACGGGAAGGCCUUCAUCGUCCCCGGCGGGCCGCGCGGGAGGGGCAGGCUGAAGUUCCUCACAGACCGGAUCCGAGCUCUGAGCUGCAGAGACGACGAGGCGACGCUGCUGGAGGAGGGAGGAGGAGUGCUGAGGGUGGAGCUGACACACACUCCGCCCAGCGCCAGGCCUCUCCCAGGUUUCUCGGACCUGCUGGUCUCUCAGGUGUCGUGCGGCAGCCGCCACUCCCUGGCCCUGACCAGAGACGGCCGGCUGUUCUCCUGGGGUCUGGACUCCCGGGGCCAGCUGGGUCUCGGGGGUUCUGGUUCUGGUUCUGGUUCUGGUUCCGGUUCCGGUUCCCCCCGGCUGGUCAGCGUUGUGUCGGCGCUGCCGUUGGUCCGGAUCGCGGCGGGAGGCGAGCAGAGCUUCGCCAUCUCGGUGUCUGGCGGCGUUUUCUCCUGGGGGGCGAACGACAGCGGCCAGCUGGGCCUGGGAGACGUCACAGAUCGGAAGACGCCGUCAGCUGUCCGCUGUCUGAACGGCAAGAAGUCCACCGACGUGUCCUGUGGAAGAGCCCACACCGCCGUCCUCACCAAGGACGGCGCUGUCUUCACCUUCGGCUGUGGACGCCACGGUCAGCUGGGACACAACUCCUACCGGGACGAGCUGCGGCCGCGGCUGGUGACGGAGCUGUGGGGGUCAAAGGUCGUGGCAGUGGCGUGUGGAAGCCAUCACACUCUGGUUCUGACCCGGUCCGGCUCCGUGUUCUCCUUCGGCCUUGCGGAACACGGCCAGCUGGGCCGCGGGCCGGAGACCCCCCCGGCGGUUCCGCUGCCGGUCCAGCUGCCGCCCGGUAACGGUUCUGCCGUCCGUCCCGGUAGAACGCCAGGCGGAACCGCCACGUCUCACCCUGUGGUUUCAGGUCGCAGCGUCCGGAGGAUCUUCGCGGCGGGAAACUGCUCGUUCGCCUCUGCAGGCGAGGACGUUUCUGGAGACCCGGGUGGCGGCGGCGGAACGCAGCUCUGCCUCGACGACGGCGUUGAUUCCUGGAGCUCUGAGUGCGACUCAAAGACCUGGAGGAAGAUCCAGAAGGACCUGAAGCAGACGUUCUCCUCUGCGUCCUGCUGGAACCGGAGCUUCCUCCAGCGAAGCGGAGACAGACACUUCCAGACGUCCCCGGAGUUCCACGGCGUGAAUCUCCCGGCUGCACGGCGAGCUUUUGAGCAGCUGCUGAAACCGGAGCGAGCUGCAGCGAAGGUGGAGGAGGCCGUCCUGCUCAUGCUGGGCUCUCUGGACCCCAGGCCGCCGGGGCUGGAGGCCCUGAGGGUCUACCUGCUGCUGCUCGAGCUCCUGCACGUUCUCCAGAGAACCGGGCGGCGGCAGAACACCCGGCUGGCCGAGGCGCUCGCCGCCGCCAUCGUGAGUCUGUCCAGGGAGAACCUCCAGGUCAUAGGGUCCUGGUGGUGCUCUCUGCCUCGCUCCACCUCUCUGGCGUACGUGACGGUGUGGAAGCAGACGCUGUCGGUGAUCCUUGGCUCCGCCCCCGUUCCCCGUAACGCCGGCGUCAGGAACCUGCUGGUGGUUCUGCAGCUCCUGUACGACGCGAACGGCCGGGUCCCGGAGUCCCGCCGGUUACCGGACUCUGUCUUCUGCCUCCGGAUGACGGAGCGCUUCCUGCAGGAGGAGCUGCUGCUCUGGAGAAACGUGAGGCCCAGAGGUUCCCUCCUGCCGGGGUUCCAGCCUGACGGCAGCGAGCCGCUGGUUCUGGGACGGUUCCCCUUCCUGAUGGACCUCAGAACCAAGAAGCUGGUCUUUGACGCCACUGCUGAAGCCAUCAAGAUUACAAAGAUGUUUGAGAUGGCUUCGCCCACUCUCUGGUUCUCCCUGGCGCCGGGCGUCGUCUACUUCGUCCUGAAGCUGAAUCGAGAGUCGGUUCUAGAGGACACGUUCCAACAGCUGGCUGAGGCCCAGGACGGGGACUUCAGGAGACCGCUGGGGGUGUGGUUUGACGGAGCCUGGGAUUCCGACCCGCUGUACCCGGUGUUCUUGAAGGAUUUCUUCUACAAGGCGUUCCAUGAGGCGUUUUCUCCUGAGUCCGGUUUGUUCAUGUUCAACGACUCCGAGACGCUGGCCUGGUUCUCCUCCAGGGCGCCGGGGGCUCCGGAACGGUUCUUCCACUUGGGGGUUCUGUGCGGACUGGCUCUGUACAACGGCUACAUCGUUUACUUCCCGGUUCCUCUUGUUCUGUUCAAGAAGCUGCUGGACGUGGAACCGGCGCUGGAGGACAUGCUGGAGUUCCAGCCCUGUCUGGGAGGGUGUCUGCGCUCCAUCCUGUACGAGUACAGCGACGACGUUCUGGAGGACCUCUGUCAGGACUUCUCAGUCAACUGGGACGGAACCGACGUCGACCUGGACCCCCAGAACGCCGGGAAGCCGGUGACCGGUCAGAACAAGAAGGAGUUCGUGGACGCGUACGUGGACCACGCCUUCAACGGGUCGGUGGCCGGGGCGUUCCGGGCGUUCCGGCGCGGGUUCUUCCAGGUGUGCGAGCGCGACGUGGUGAAGCUGUUCGGACCCGAGCAGCUGCAGGAGGUUCUGGUGGGAGAACACUUCCAGGACUGGGACUCGCUCCGGCAGAACACGGAGUAUGAGAGCGGUUACCAUGACGACCACCCCAACAUCCAGAUGUUCUGGGAGGUGUUCGAGGAGCUGACGGAGGCGGAGAAGAAGCUGUUCCUCUGGUUCGUGACCGGGUUCGAGCGGAUCCCCAGUCUCAACGUGGACCGGAUGAGGAUGCGGAUCACGGUGAAGGCGGUUCCGGAUCAGUGCCGGGACCAGUUCUACCCCGAAGCGCACACCUGCUCCUCCCUGCUGCUGCUGCCGCUCUACUCCAGCAAGGACGUCCUGAAGGUCAAACUGAGAGAAGCUCUGGACAACAGCGGACGGAUCUACCGCUGACCCGGGUCCGGAACCGGAUCCUGGACCGGACCCGCCAGUCUGGACUCCUGGCUGUAUAUAAAGGUGGGCGGGGCUAACAUGGCAUCCCCCACAGUGUUCUCAUUGGCUGUAUAUAAAGGUGGGCGGGGCUAAUGUGGCGUCCCCCACAGCGUUCUCAUUGGCUGUAUAUAGAGGUGGGCGGGGCUCCAGCAGUCGUCUCCAUGCUGUCUGUCCAGCAGGACGCUGCAGAUUGGAGGUUCUGCUGCUGUCUGGUUCCAGACAGGGUCGAUCUUCCAGGCAGAGCUUUUAACUAUCAGGCUCCUGUUGUUUACCUGUUUUUUUUUUUAAUUUAUUUAUUUUGAGUGCUGAGACAUGAUGCUGCUGGACCUGACAGGGACAGAAAGUGAAAGAAACUAAAGGUGAAAAGACAAGACAACAACAACAGGAGGUGAAGAGAAGGAAGAGAGAGCGAGGACAGACAGCCAGUCAGCCGCUGCUCCUGCAUGGAGACAUGACUGAGGACGUCUUACGGACUUUUGUUGGAGAUUAUAGCUGCUGGUGAGGCUGAGGAUCCAGGUGUCAAAUUACGCCGGAGCAUCAGGAGGUCGACUGCAGACCACCGUCAGUCUAACCCUCCACAGGAGAACAAGGGAGCUGAGUCCACAGGUAGAACAUGAAGAGGGACUAAAGACCAGCCUGAUCAUGACCUCUGACCCCCGAGAAGACCAGAAGCAGGUCAGAGAGGCCCUCAGGGUCCAGACGACCAGGGGGGACCCCAGAGCCCAGAUCCUGGCCCCCCCAGGCAGACGUCCACGCUCCGGUCCAGAAUACUGAACACGAUAAACCAGAUGUGAUGUGAUUGGUCCAGUCUGUCACAUGACCGCAUCACCUGGACAGAGGGGAGCUGUGAUUGGCUGAUUGAUGCUGAACUUUAAUUCUAAUUUCAUUCUGCACUGAGACGGCUGACCAAUCACACGAAGCAGGACCAGGACAUGUUAGAGUCCAAUGUGAGUCCAGCCGAGUCCAGUUUAGUCUAAUCUCUAAUCUGUUUCUCCAUAAUCCAGCCUGGAGCCCUGAAGCUGUCGUACCCAGCGGGGCCACCAGGGGGCCCUGCUACUCCUCACUGGGAUUCAUUCUAACCUUCUCUUCUGUGUUUCAGUUUAUUGGAUCAGUGUCACGUGUUUCUGUCACUCUGUUAAAUAAACAAGACUUUGCUUUGA
Messenger RNA from Salarias fasciatus (jewelled blenny), 4398 nucleotides. RefSeq names its product probable E3 ubiquitin-protein ligase HERC3. The record is from RefSeq and is a predicted model, not a curated record. The transcript has 22 exons. The coding region runs from base 86 to 3199 and encodes 1037 amino acids. Gene Ontology annotation, biological process: protein ubiquitination; ubiquitin-dependent protein catabolic process. Gene Ontology annotation, cellular component: cytoplasm. NCBI's taxonomy places the organism in Eukaryota, Metazoa, Chordata, Actinopteri, Blenniiformes, Blenniidae. Gene Ontology annotation, molecular function: ubiquitin protein ligase activity.